AUGGAUAGAACUGAUAAAAAACUCGAGAAAGAUGUCUCGAAAAAUUAUUCAAAUGAACAUGACAUUGUUGUUUCAAACAACGAACAAUACAUUUGUGAUAUUUGUGAAGAGGCAUUUCCACUGGAAUCAAGCCCUGUGGACUUCAAAAAAGGCCAGAAAAUAGAUGUGGAAGCCGCCAAAAUGUAUAGUUCUCGUACACAACUAUCUUACGAAUAUUAUUCGCUACCUUUUUGUUUGCCCAAAAAUGGAACCUUAUCUUAUAAAACUCAAAGUUUAGGGGAAAUUUUAAGCGGUGAUAGAGUCGUUAAAACGCCUUAUGAAGUUGAAAUGGCGCAAAAUAUAUCUUGCAAACUCCUUUGUGAUGAUAUAAUAGAACCCAUAUUUUGGAAAGAAAGUUAUUCUUCACUUGUCAUUGAACGAAUACAACAAGAAUACAUUGUUCGUUUAUUGAUUGAUGAUGUCACAGCAGCAAAUUUAUAUAAAAAAGAUAAAGUAGAUGAAAUGAUUUAUAUGCAACCUGGUUAUUAUCUAGGUGGUAUUGAUGAGAAAAAUAGGGUGUAUAUCAACAAUUAUUUGAAACUAAUAAUAUUCUACCAUAAACAUGGAGAGAAUGAAUUUAGAAUAGAUGGUUCAGUGGUGGAAGCUUUGUCAGUAGAUUAUAAACAAGUAAGCUAUGAUAGCGUUACUUGUAACAUUACACCACAAGCUAGUCCACAAUUCAUCAAUCCAAAUGGAACUGAAAUUCUAUUUUUCUAUUCUGUUCAAUGGGUGGAAAAAUCUAAUAUUGAUUGGGCUAAUAGAAAUAUGUAUGCUGUGCAAUAUCAUUUAGAUAGACUUUGGUUCAGGACAAUCUGUCUAAUAUUAGUUAUAAUUUUUUAUUCUGUACUCGCAUAUUUAUUAUAUAACAAGGCAAUAAAAAAAGUCAAAGCUAGGAAUGAUGUUGGUAAUAGUGAUAGGAUUGCAAAAUCAGAAGGAGCUGAAGAAAAAACCGGAUGCAACCUUGUUUAUGCAGAUGUAUUUAGACCUCCUACUAACUCUUGUCUUUUUGCUGCUUUUAUUGGCAGUGGCAUUCAAGUGUUUUUUAUGACGUUUAUUACUGUCCUUUUUACCAUGCUUGAAAGGUUUUCAUCAUCUAGUAGAGGAGCUGUAGGAACUUGUGCAAUUUAUUCUUUUAGUUUCUCUGGACUAGUAGCUGGAUAUAUUUCAGGUAGAUUAUAUAAGACAAUGCAAGGGAAAGAGUGGAAGAAAGCAGCUUUUCUGACUGCAACUUUAUAUCCUGGCAUAGUAUUUGAAACGUAUUUUUCCCUUAGCUUUUUUUUGAGGGAAAAGCAUAGUUCAGAUGCUAUUCCUUUUUCUACAAUGAUUUCAUUGCUUGGAAUUUGGUUUGGUAUUUCCUUACCAUUAGUUUUCUUGGGUUACUUCUUUGGGUAUCGUAAACCAAAUAUUACUCAUACUGUUACAACUAAGCAGAAGCCAGAAAAAAUUCCUGAUCAAGUAUGGCACUUAAAUUGUAUAAGAAAGUAUCUGUUGACAGGGAUAUUACCUUUUGGAGUAGUUUUCAAUGAUUUGUUUUACAUUUCUGCUGCACUAUGGCAAAACUAUUUAUACAUCUUCACAGGAUUUAUACUCGUAGUUUUUAUCUUAUUUGUAAUAUCUUGUUUUAAUGCUUCUACUAUUAUGGUUUACGCCAUGUUAAAGGAAAAAGAUUAUAGAUCGUGGUGGGGAAGUUUCAUGCUUGGUGGAGUAUCAGCUGCACACAUUCAGAUAUAUUCAAUACAUUAUUUCUUUGCAAAAUUAAAUAUAACAGAGCUAGCUCCAACUUUGAUAUAUUUUGGUUACAUGGGCCUAAUAACUAUUACAUUUUGGUUGUUGACUGGAACCAUUUGUUUCUUUGUUACCUAUUUGUUUAUUAGAAAAAUGUAUGCAGUUGCUAAAUUAGAAUAACUGUCACAUGUAUGGUGUAAUAGUUUUUGAAUCUCAACUAAUAGCUAUUGAGUUGCCAUCACACUGUCUAGCAGACUCGUAACAUCUUUUUCUUUGUAUAUGGAUGCAAGCAACACAAUGCAUACAAUGCAUGCAUACAUUUUCUCUUGAUACAAAGUAAGCACACAGAUAAUAUCACAGUCAUAAAAAAAUUAUUGCAUCACAAUGACAAUCAUAUACCAUGCACAACUACUUCUAGUACCUUAUAAGGUAGUGUUAAAUAAUUUUUGUAUUUUUGUGUCCAUCUAUAAAUUGUUAAAUAUCACUCAUUACCAUCACUCAUAAUAUGACAGUAGUA
Messenger RNA from Trichogramma pretiosum, 2281 nucleotides. Its product is annotated as transmembrane 9 superfamily member 4-like. The coding region runs from base 1 to 1944 and encodes 647 amino acids. Gene Ontology annotation, biological process: protein localization to membrane. The transcript has 10 exons. NCBI's taxonomy places the organism in Eukaryota, Metazoa, Arthropoda, Insecta, Hymenoptera, Trichogrammatidae. The record is from RefSeq and is a predicted model, not a curated record. Gene Ontology annotation, cellular component: membrane.